GUUAGUUGCAGAUCUUCUACCAGAUACAUUAUUACCAUCUUCAUAAAAAUAAUGAAAUAGUUUUUAAUGCCAUUUUUAAAUCAUAAUGCCAUUUUGUAAAAAAAAAUACAUGACAUUAACAUUUGAAAAGCAUGACAUUAUUUGCUUAACAUAUUCAUGUAAUUGUCAUCUUUACAAAAUUAAUGUCAACUUCAUAAAUGUAAAAUGACAUUAUUUGCCAAACAUAUUGAAAAACACUUCAUAAAUGUAAAAUGACAUUGUUUGCCAAACAUAUUGAAAAACAUGGCAUUUUUAAAAUAAUUUUUCCAUUUUUGAAAAAUAAACAUUGUUAUAUAUUUUUCAGAUCCAAAUUCAUUGAAUUUUAAAUUUUAGACUAAAAAACUAAAAUAAAUAAAUAAUUAUUAGAUUUAGUAUUUUUUAAUCACUGUGCGUUUUUAUUUUAAAAAAAAGAUAAAUUUGAGAUUUUCAGAUAAUCAACUUGUGGGGCCUCAGAUUUUUCUACUCCCAAAAUUUCAAAGAAGAAGACCGACACAUCACCAGAUUCGCACCACGUUGCCGAAGCUGUAGCACCACCGGAGUCACGCCGCUACUGCUAGAAUAGAAGAUCCACUCAUUAUUUGUCCGAUUGUGGGUGGAGAAGAGAGAUGUGUGGUGUUGACCGUUGAUGUGGUGAGAGAGAAGGGGAAAAGAAUAAAGAGGGAGAGAACAGAAAAAAUAGAAGAGGGGUAAUACGGGUAGCGUACAAAUAAUGCUCCUAAUUUGAGAAUAAAAAACAUAGACUCUUAUUUUGAAAUUAUUCUUAUGUUUUAGUCAUAUUGGACAAUUACUUAUUUUAAAAUGGUAUAAGCUUAUUGUACUCAUUAGAAUCCCACAAAGUUAUUUUUUAAUAUUUAAUUAGAUAAUAAAUAAAAAUAUUUUCAAACUGAAAGGUACAGACACGAAAGUCAAAACUUAAAUUGGACGAAGUUAGCUAUAAAUACAUUAUUAUAGUCUGAAUCGAUCCUUGGCAUCUUAUUAAUUACGGAGUAUUAUCAUUAUCUACGUCAAAUAAGACCGGAAAAAGAGUAGAGAAAAAUGCAUCCUGCAGCUAAAAGUCUUCUGUGUAAGGCACUACUUGGAUACACCGUGUACAUAUGCUUCUGUGCGUUAAUCAUUGUAUAUGUAGUAGUAUUGAAACCCACCAACGCCGUUCCGAAACUACCUCGUAUCACCGUCGUGGCUGCGGAGGUCAUGGAAAACUAUACCUUAACCGGCGACAAUCAUUUCACCGGCAGCUUCAACUUCACCGUCGAGCAAUACAACCCGACAUCAGAUAUUAAAGGCAUUAUUCUCAGCUGGAGGAGCACAAACGCGUCCCUCAUUUUCGGAGGAGCCGUCCCGGCAGCGCAGGCGCAGCUAGCCAGCACUGCCAUUUUCGACCUGUUCACGCCGCCUCAGUCUGCCUUUAACCACUCCCUCGAUCUGCAUGCAGAAGGCGUGGUUCUUGACGCCAGCACCUCCGCGGCCCUCAAACCCGCGGCGCCUGGCGUGACCGCGAAGCCCGUCCCCGCGGUCUUAGACAUUCAGACUGAUAUUUGGUUAGAUGAGGGAAUGGAUUCUGGGAUGCUUCAGGCGACGUGCAAAUUGUUUUACUCUUCUGAGGGUUUCGCUAUGAAGGACCGCCGCAAGUGUGCCGUGGUCUGCCAUGACUGCUGCUGGUACAAUAGCUAUUUGGGGGAACAAAAGUGUAAGAAAGUGACCAAGUGAUUGUGCAUGUGUUGAUGGGAGAUAAAGCUGGACAAGAAAAAUGAAUUAGCGGAUGAAUUAUCCAACAUUCAGAAAUGAGAAUGAUAUAAAAUGACGCAUACCCUGAUUUAUAGAAUUACAUAUUUCUAGUUAAAUAAUGUAAACUUUGGAACAUUAGAAAAAGUUCACAUUAUUUAUAAAGAUGCCACUGCAUUUUUUCAUUCAUAUAGUGCACAUUAUUUCAUUUUCGGAUAAUA
Messenger RNA from Cuscuta europaea, 1982 nucleotides. NCBI's taxonomy places the organism in Eukaryota, Viridiplantae, Streptophyta, Magnoliopsida, Solanales, Convolvulaceae. The record is from the annotation of a GenBank genome assembly.